CUUCAAGCAGUUGGUAGUACAUUAAUACCCCUGCUGUCGAUUAUAUAAACCUCCUGGCAUGUCUUUCACCAACUGUGUGUUUAGUAACAACUUAUAAUUGUAGAAGACCUGUAUGUGCUUAUAACAUAAAGAAAAUGCUGAUUUACGAGGAAUCGUGGCUGUGGAUUGUGGUGGUGGGGUUCAUCAUCGCCUUUGUGCUGGCGUUCGGGGUCGGGGCCAAUGACGUGGCUAACUCAUUUGGGACGUCAGUAGGGGCCAAAGUGAUUACCGUAAGGCAGGCGUGCAUUCUGGGUUCCAUAUUUGAGAUGCUCGGAGCCAUUCUUGUUGGUUCCAAGGUUUCGGACACCAUACGCAAGGGCAUAAUUAGCCCUGAUAUUUACACAAACGGAACGGAGGACGUUUUCCUUGCAGGGAAUCUGGCCGCUUUAACAGGCUCAUGCAUUUGGAUGUUGGUGGCCACGUUUUUCAAACUUCCGGUGUCCAGCACACACAGCGUGGUAGGGGCCACAAUUGGCUUUUCCUUAGUUGUCAACGGCGUCAGGGGAAUCGGCUGGGGAAAACUGGGGCUGAUAGCCGCCUCGUGGUUCGUUUCACCUGUUCUGUCUGGAAUCGUCUCAUCUGCGUUAUUUAAACUAAUAGACAUCGUUGUCCUAAAAAAAGAGAAGCCCCUCGAGCCUGGAUUACGGUUACUCCCACUCUUCUAUGCCCUUACGAUCGCCGUGAAUUCCUUCUCCGUAUUUUACAAAGGCUCAGAGAUGCUGUACUUUGACAAGAUUCCCUUAUACGGGACGAUGAUUCUAACCUUUGGCUCGGCAAUUAUAACCGCCAUAUUUGUGGUUGUCAUUGUAGUGCCAAUCCAGAGGCGCAGGAUACUGAAAACAAUCGACAAGGAACUUAUUUUUGAAGAGGAAGCAUUGGCGGGAAAUAUUGACAAAGACUCCUUCCUCGUUAACGAAUUGAACAUGGAAAUUCGCCCCGAAUCAAUCGACAAUAGUAAAGAAUCUGACGACAAAGCGGAUGACCUUGAAAAAGCCUUGACACAAGGUGACGGCAAAAAGGUAGAUGAAGAGAAAAAGGAUGACAGUUCAGAUAAGGAUUUUAUUGACGCCCAGGCAUCGAGGCGAUCUGCUCGGGAAAAAAUACAAGAUAAACCAGAAGUGGCCAGGCUAUUCACUUUCCUGCAAGUGUUGACGGCUAUUUUCGGAUCAUUUGCUCAUGGCGGAAAUGACGUCAGCAAUGCUAUUGGACCCCUGAUAGCCCUAUGGAUCACGGCCACCACCGGAAGUGCGGCCCAGAAGGCGCCAGUGCCCAUCUGGGUCCUGUGUUACGGGGGCGUGGGUAUAUCGGUGGGGAUCUGGGUGUGGGGACGCAGGGUCAUGAAAACCAUAGGAGAGAAUCUCUCCAAGAUAACGCCUUCAAGUGGGUUUUGCAUUGAAGUUGGCAGCGCUCUCACUGUGCUCGUCGCCUCGAAUCUGGGCGUCCCCAUUAGCACAACGCAUUGCAAAGUCGGGUCAGUGGUGUUCGUGGGUCGAGUCAGGUCCAAUAACUCUGUCGACUGGAAAUUGUUCAAGAACAUCGUGCUAGCGUGGAUUGUAACCGUGCCCGCGUCUGUUCUCCUGAGCGCGCUUUCGAUGUUUGGGUUGCAUGAGAUAGUGAAAGCCACGCGCUAGCAACUGGACAUUUGACAAAUUGACACACUUUCAGAACUGUGGUCCAAGUAGACAAUCAUGAUGGUUUAUAUAUGCUAAAGUAUUGAAUGAAAGCAGAAAAUCAGGCGUACAUUUUAAUAUUAUACAAAUUCUUGAAACAAGACAUUUAAAGGGAUCUUUUCACGCUUUGGUAAAUUGACAAAAUUGAAAAAAGUUGUUUCAAAAUCGCAAAUUUUCGUUUUAGUUAUGAUAAUUGUGAGGAAACAGUAAUACUGAACAUUUAUCAUGGUCUAAUAUAGCCAUUAUAUGCAUCUUUUGACGAUUUUAAAACCUAAAAAUUAUAAAGCGUUGCAACGCGAAACGAUUGAAUAAUUUGGAGAGUUCUGUUUUUGUCGUUAAAUUUUGUGAAACUACGAAGAUUGCUUAUAUAAGGUAUUAAAUACGACUAGUACGUGUACUCGGCGGAAUAGCUCAGUCGGCUAGAGCGUUUUUACUUCAGGAUUCUGGCAGGUCUCCAGGGGUCACUGGUUCGAAACCUGUUCCGGGCAAUGUUCUUUUCCUUUUUUUAAUUUUAUUCUUGAUUUUUUACUGGAGCUUUUACGAUCCAAUGUUUACAUUAAUCGAUAUAAAGCAUUUAAUGAAUAAGUUAAAAAAUGCCAAAAUCUGUGAAAAGGCCCCUUUAAAGGCUAAAUUUACAUAUUAAUUCGACCCAUUCCUGGGAUCAAUUUACUCAUGCAUGCAUUUGUCCUGUAGUAAACCUGUAUCAGCUGCGGUUAGUACACAGCUAAGAUUGAAUCAGUGCGCUCAACAAUUCCUUAGUCUGCAGAGAGAAAAUAUAACGGAUAAGGAUGUGGGAUUUUAUGGUGGACCAUACAAGACACUCCAUUGAAAGUACUCAUAUUCCUUGAGCUAGAAUUAUUAUUUAGUCACUAGAAGUUUAAAAUUAUGAUUGUUAUUGAACAUUCAUAGUUAUUCAAUACACCGCAUGAAAUGGCUUAUAUUGUACUAUUUUUACAGCAUUUAACAUGCAUUAAUUAUCAUUUUCUGAUAAUCUGUCUGUGUUUUCAAUUGAAUACAAAUGAGCCGUGCUCAGGGGAAAAAAAAAAAGAGUAUUCAUGCAUGUGCGUUAAGUGUCAUCUCAGAUUAGCCUGUGCAGUCAACACAGGCUAAUCAGGGACGACAGCAGUCCACACAGGCUAAACAGGGACGACAGCAGUCCACACAGGCUAAUCAGGGACGAUACCUUUCGUAUAAUUUACUAUUUAUGGGAUUUCUUUCUUUUUAAGUACGGUAUGUCACUUCUAAGCGAAAAAUCAGUCUAGACAGAAACUAUCGUGUUUUAUUAGAAUGUAUGGACUGCACAGGCUAAUCUGGCACAACACUAUACGCACCCCAUGUAUAGCAAAUCACUUUUCUUAUUAAACAAGGGCUUGCAUACUCCAUGUUGUCUUCAAUAACCCUUGACCACACUAAAGUCAGUUUCCAGGGUAAAACCGUGUUUAUUGCGCCUUGCAGAAGAUAAUACAUUAUGAGAAUAUGGUCAUUCACAAGAUGGAUGAACAGAAGGCACAAUAAGAAGUGUAAUUUUAUUUAUUUCUGAAGAAACAAAACACAAUGCAAUAAAUAUAACCAUAACAAGAUGCUGCAUUCCAUGAACACAUUAUCAGUCUGUGAAGAUUGUUUAUUAAUUUACUUACAUGUAUUUGUAUGUAAACAAGCCUCUAAAAGUCUUAGAAUGUGUUUGUUUAUUGAUUCAGGAGCGAGGAAUCUGUGAAUGUUGUUGCUUACAGUCCCAAUAUGCUUCCAGAGGAAGCCUUGUCAGUAUUGAUUAAUUGGCCCGUUUUUUAUUAACUCUUUCCCCCAUAUGGAGCAAAGUGAAAUGGCUUUUGCAAACAGCAUAAAACAUGACCAGCCUGCAAGUAUCACUUGACUGGUCUUUAAUAUGGUGAAUCACUUGACUGGUCUUUUACAUAGAGAAUAACUUGACUGGUCUUUAAUAUGGUGAAUCACUUGACUGGUCUUUAACAUGGAGAAUCACU
Dreissena polymorpha is the source of this 3688-nucleotide messenger RNA. Its product is annotated as sodium-dependent phosphate transporter 1-A-like. Gene Ontology annotation, cellular component: membrane. Bases 135 to 1670 code for a protein of 511 amino acids. Gene Ontology annotation, biological process: phosphate ion transmembrane transport. Gene Ontology annotation, molecular function: phosphate transmembrane transporter activity. The record is from RefSeq and is a predicted model, not a curated record. Lineage: Eukaryota; Metazoa; Mollusca; Bivalvia; Myida; Dreissenidae. The transcript has 13 exons.